AAAGCAAUAAAGAGGAAGAGGAAGCGCAGCGACGCACGUUAGUUCAUAAUAGCAACAGAGAAGCUCUCAAGUCCUCUUGUUAAAUCUGCAGACCAGUCAUCUGAGGAAAAUGUCCAGACUGCAGAGUUUGCGGGUUUUCAUCUACCAGCGGCUAACUGCGGCAGUGGAGGAGAUCAUUGUGCACUUGGAGAAAACAAUAACCGAGUCUGAGGAGGAGAUGGAGAGCCGCCAUCGCAAGCUGCUGGAUACAGUGUCAAAUCCUGAGGAGAAGCUGCUCACAGCAGUGGUUUCUGCAGAAGUCCAGCAGCAGCUGGUGAUUAAAGAAGAGGUUCCUUCUGAGCAGCAGGAGUGGAGCAAUAGCCUGGAACAGGAGGACCCAGAGCACCUACACAUUAAAGAGGAAAAACAGGAUUUCUGUAAUAGUCAGGAGGUCAGGAGCCCGCUGCAAGGACUGCAUGAGGAGGACAUCCCCAAGUUCCCAUUCACUCAUGUCCCUGUGAAGAGUGAGGAUGAUGAAGAGAAACCAAUCUCCUCACAGCUUCAUCAAAGACAAACUGAGGAGAACAGCGAGGCAGAGCUUCCAGCCAGCUGCUCAACCGAACCGAUGAAAACAGAAGCAGAUGGAGAGGACUGUGGAGGAUCAGAACCAGACAAAAACUUAGUAUCUGGUUUUAAAUGUCUAUCUGGAUCUGAUGACAAUACGUCAAACUCUUCUGAAGCUAUGACUGAAGACAGUGGUUGCGAUUGGAAGGAGAUCAGGAAACCUCAGACAGAUUUAAGUACUAUGAAAAAUAGAGUUCCUGUAAAUGACAUGGGACGUAAUACUGGCAAUAAAUUGUUUAGUUGCUCAAAAUGUGGCAGAAGGUUUGGCCAGAAGCACCAUUUGCAGGCACACAUGAGAUGUCACACCGGAGAGAGACCCUUUGGUUGCUCUCUCUGUGGUAAACGAUUUGCACAGAAAGGAAAUCUGACGCAACACUUGACAGUUCACACGAGGGAGAAACCCUGUAGUUGUCCUGUUUGUGGUGAGAGAUUUGCACAAAAAGGAAAUCUGACGCAACACAUGACUGUCCACACGAGGGAAAACUUUGUUGGUGAGAGAUUGACAAAAGGAUUCUGAGAAGACAGAAUUAAAUUUCAGAUUCAGUAACACAGUCACACGUCAGAAACUCAAAGUGAUGGCGGCAGCAGUAAAAGAAGCGGUCGCGUUGUUGGUUCAGGAAAAGUUGUCAGCAGCAGUGAACUUAUCGCUUUUUUACCAUCCAACUCAGGGCUUUUGUGUAUGUAGGUGAACAUAUUUAUUUACCUACCACGAUGUGAGGUGUCAUCGUACCUGUACGUGGGUGGGAAUGGUAUGUAACACAAUAGUUGUACAUGUCAUUUUCAACAAACGCGCACAGCAACAGGCAUUCUGCAAAUACAUUUAUGUGGAGAUAUCCUGGUUUCAGUAUAAUUUUACACACAACAAAAGAUGUAAAAACUCUCAGAAUGUUAAUAUUUUUCUACACUUUGGAGAAAUGUGGUGAAAUUCCUCACUGUAAAUGUGCCUGGAGUCACACGCCGGCGCCUUUUUCCUCGCACGUGUGCAAGAGGUGGGUGUGUGCAUAAUUCAUCUGGAUCAUGGGAGGUGGGGAUUUGUCAAAAUUGUGACAACUUGGUAGACUUUCAUGUGACAUGUGGGGUUGCGUGUUCACCUUUGGGGCCCUGUUUCAGAAAUAGGUUGUGUGAAAACUCUUGAGUUCCUUAACCCUGAGAUGGAGGAAACUCUGCGUUUUCCGUUCCAGGAAGAGCGGUCAUUUAAACGCACUCGGAGCCUGCAGCUGUCAUGGAUAUACAUAUAUGGAACGCAAAGCUUCCAUAUGUGUAGACAUUAAGGCUGUAACUGAUCAUUUGUCAUGUUUUGAUUAGUCACACUGAUUGGAACAUUUCUUUCAUAGGUAUGAUGUUGCAGACAAUGAUGAGGAUGAUUGUGGUGCAGGUGAAACACCUUUAAGAUCACCACUAGCUUACAUUCAUAUUUCUAUAUCCACAGGAUUAAAGUUGAUUGAACUAACUCAGGUAAACAACUCAGUUAGUCAGUUUGUUAAACCUGCUUUCUAAAACAGGCGCCAUAUCUGCUAAAGGUGAUGUUCAUAUUCAAAUUUAUGUUUUGUCCCCAUUUCCAUUGAGACAGGUGAACUCAUGCUGGUCAUGUGCUGUGGAUCUGUUUCUGUGAGGUUAAUUGUGUUUACACGCAAAGACGUGACGUACAGUGACACGUCCUCCGUAGAUAUUUGAAGGACUUUGGUGGGUAUAUUUGAUUUGUCUAUUUACAAGGCUGACUAGUCGUUGACCUUUCAAUAAAAACGGACAGCUGGACUUGUUAAGUGAACGAGCUGCUGACCGUGAUGGAAAUGAUUCUCAAAAUCAGCAAGAAGUAGAGAAUAAUUCAGUAUUACAGUUACAGUCUUCAGGUGAACCACUAAAUAUUUUACAAACUAAGAAAACAUGUCAGUGUUUUAUGUGGGUAAUGCUGCAGUUUUGCAUUUAUCCAAAGGUUUAAAGAUGCUUUUAUGAGACUAACCGGUUGUAAAAUUGUCUUGAUCGAUACAUGUAAAUAAAAUCUGGUAAAUUACGUUUAAAA
Molecule: messenger RNA, 2623 nt
Organism: Micropterus salmoides (largemouth bass)
Lineage: Eukaryota; Metazoa; Chordata; Actinopteri; Centrarchiformes; Centrarchidae
Product: zinc finger and SCAN domain-containing protein 12-like
Exons: 2
Coding region: 110-1120 (336 amino acids)
Biological process (GO): regulation of transcription by RNA polymerase II
Cellular component (GO): nucleus
Molecular function (GO): RNA polymerase II cis-regulatory region sequence-specific DNA binding; DNA-binding transcription factor activity, RNA polymerase II-specific
Source: RefSeq, a predicted model, not a curated record